UGUCCCCAGCACAGAAUACUGGGCUGCAGCAGUGGCCCAUACAGGCACAGUCUGAAGGUAUGACGGAAAACCAGACAUCCAUCACAGAGUUCAUUCUCCUGGGGUUUCCUGUCGGUCUGAGGGUUCGGAUGCUCCUCUUUGGGCUCUUCUCCCUGUUCUAUGCCUUCACCCUGCUGGGGAAUGGAGCCAUCCUGGGGCUCAUCUGUCUGGACCCCCGACUGCACACCCCCAUGUACUUCUUUCUCUCCCACCUGGCCAUCGUUGACAUGUCCUAUGCCUCCAACAAUGUCCCCAAGAUGCUGGCAAACCUUCUGAGCAAGAAAAGAACCAUCUUUUUUGCCCCAUGCAUACUGCAGACAUUUUUGUACAUGGCUUUUGCUCACACUGAGUGCUUGAUUUUGGUGGUGAUGUCCUAUGAUCGGUACGUGGCCAUCUGCCACCCACUACAUUACACUGUCAUCAUGAGCUGGACAGCAUGCACUGUUCAGGUCAUUGCUUCCUGGGCUUGUGGCUCCCUCCUGGCCCUGGUACAUGUGGUUUUGCUCCUGAGGCUGCCCUUCUGUGGGCCUCAUGAGAUAAACCACUUCUUCUGUGAACUGCUCUCUGUCCUCAAGCUGGCCUGUGAGGACACCAGGCUCAACCAUGUGGUCAUCUUUGCGGCUUCUGUGUUUAUCUUAGUGGGGCCCCUCUGCCUGGUGCUGGUUUCCUACACCCGCAUCCUCUUUGCUAUCCUGAGGAUCCAGUCUGGGGAGGGACGAAGAAAGGCCUUCUCCACCUGCUCCUCCCACCUCUGUGUGGUUGGGCUUUUCUUUGGCAGUGCCAUCGUCAUGUACAUGGCCCCAAAGUCCAGCCACCCUGAGGAGCAGCAGAAGGUCCUUUCCCUGUUUUACAGUCUUUUCAACCCUAUGCUGAACCCCCUGAUCUACAGCCUAAGGAACACAGAGGUGAAGGGCACCCUGUGGAGAGUAUUGUGGAAACAGGGAUCAGUGUGA
Loxodonta africana (African savanna elephant) is the source of this 992-nucleotide messenger RNA. Its product is annotated as olfactory receptor 2A5. Lineage: Eukaryota; Metazoa; Chordata; Mammalia; Proboscidea; Elephantidae. Bases 60 to 992 code for a protein of 310 amino acids. Gene Ontology annotation, biological process: G protein-coupled receptor signaling pathway; detection of chemical stimulus involved in sensory perception of smell. Gene Ontology annotation, molecular function: G protein-coupled receptor activity; olfactory receptor activity. Gene Ontology annotation, cellular component: plasma membrane. The transcript has a single exon. The record is from RefSeq and is a predicted model, not a curated record.